UGGUUUCGACAUCUCCGACGUACAGUGUGCAUAGUGACCGCGUUCAAAAUGUUGUAUCUUUUAGCCCUUGUUACGGUUUUGGCAGGCCUUUUACAUUACUACUUUACCAGGACAUUUGAUUACUGGAAGAAAAGAAAUGUCGCUGGACCCAAACCAGUACCAAUUUUUGGCAACUUAAAAGAUUCCGUCCUCAGACGAAAGCCUCAAGUAAUGGUCUACAAAAGUAUUUACGACGAAUUUCCCAAUGAAAAAGUUGUCGGAAUUUACAGAAUGACAACACCAUCUGUGUUGUUACGUGAUUUGGACAUAAUCAAGCAUGUGCUCAUCAAAGACUUCGAAUCAUUUGCCGACAGAGGAGUCGAAUUCAGUCUCGAUGGUCUCGGAGCCAACAUUUUCCACGCAGAUGGCGACCGGUGGAGAUCCUUAAGGAACCGUUUCACUCCACUCUUCACCUCCGGAAAGCUCAAGACCAUGCUACCUCUGAUGUCGCAAGUUGGCGACAAGUUUAUAAAAUGCAUCGAUGAAGUAAGUCAAACACAACCAGAACAGUCAAUUCAUACUCUAGUUCAGAAAUUCACAAUGACUAAUAUCGCAGCCUGUGUAUUCGGUCUCAACUUGGAUGAAGAAAUGUUAAAAACUUUGGAAGACCUAGAUAAGCAUAUAUUCACUGUAAAUUACAGCACUGAGCUCGAUAUGAUGUACCCAGGUAUAUUGAAAAAACUUAACGGUUCUCUCUUCCCGAGAGUUGUUACUAAAUUUUUUGACAAUCUAACAAAAAACGUACUCGAAAUGAGAAAAGGAACGCCAUCACAUCAAAAGGAUAUGAUCGACUUAAUCCAAGAAUUAAGGGAAAAGAAAACACUUGAGUUGUCGAGAAAACACGAGAACGAGGAUGUGAAAUCCCUUGAGCUCACCGACGGUGUGAUCUCUGCACAGAUGUUCAUAUUCUACAUGGCUGGCUACGAGACUAGCGCCACCACAAUGACCUACUUGUUCUACGAACUAGCGCAGAAUCCUGAUAUACAAGAUAAACUUAUUGCUGAAAUAGACGAUGUUCUUUCACGUCAUGAUGGCAAUAUAACCUACGAAUGCUUGAGCGAGAUGAAAUAUUUGAGUAAGGUGUUUGAUGAGACAUUAAGGAAAUAUCCCGUCGCAGACUUCACGCAACGCAACGCUAAAACUGAUUACGUGUUCCCCGGUACUGACAUCACUAUCAAGAAAGGGCAAACGAUCAUUGUAUCUACGUGGGGCAUUCAGAACGAUCCUAAAUACUUUCCUAAUCCAGAAAAAUUUGACCCCGAACGUUUUGAUCCGGAAAAUGUAAAAGACAGACACCCCUGCGCUUAUUUGCCAUUUAGUGCUGGUCCUAGAAACUGCCUAGGUAUGCGGUUUGCUAAGUGGCAGUCUGAAGUUUGCAUUAUGAAGGUACUAUCGAAAUACCGUGUGGAGCCCUCAAUGAAGUCCUCCGGUCCAUUUAAAUUUGAUCCUAUGCGUCUCUUUGCUCUCCCUAAAGGAGGAAUUUAUGUAAACCUUGUCCGCAGAUAAGUUUUUUUGUAUUAUGUAUGGUAAAUGGUUGA
Molecule: messenger RNA, 1577 nt
Organism: Papilio machaon (common yellow swallowtail)
Lineage: Eukaryota; Metazoa; Arthropoda; Insecta; Lepidoptera; Papilionidae
Product: cytochrome P450 6B1
Exons: 2
Coding region: 49-1545 (498 amino acids)
Molecular function (GO): monooxygenase activity; oxidoreductase activity, acting on paired donors, with incorporation or reduction of molecular oxygen; heme binding
Source: RefSeq, a predicted model, not a curated record